AUGGAAACGGAAGAAAUCAUCAAACUGGUCGACGGGAUCUACAAGAACAUACUGGAAAAGUUCAAUCCCGGAGCACGCCAGCUGAUCAGCGCCGGUAAAGCGUACCUAAAGGCCCUCCAUGGAGCGUCCACGGCGUCGAACGUCUUCAACGAAGCACUGGCCAAGAUCGCCGUCAAUGCACAACAGGGUGGCACCAUCGAUAUUGGUUCCGCCUUGAUGAACAUUGUCGGCGUGUACAAAGAGAUCCAGGACCAGCACAUGAACAUCCUUAAAGCGUUCUACGUCGAUCUGCUCGUUCCGCUGGAGACGAACCUCGAGAAGGACACGAAGGUGGUGCAGUUCGAGCAGAAGAAGUUCCUGCAGCAGCACAAGAUGCGCUCGGACAGCUACAGCAAGGCGGCCGCCACGAUGAAGAAGUACCGCAAGAAGAACGCAAAAAACACCCCCAAGGAGGCGGAAAAAGAGAUCAAAAGCAUCCAGGCGUUCGAGGAGGAAAAACACAAGCUAGACCAGUUCUGCGAGCAAAGCCUCAAGAACGCGAUGACCCAGGAACGCCGUCGGUACGGUUUCGUGCUCGAACGCCAGUGUUCACUGGCCAAACACUGGAUGGCAUAUCACCACUCUGGACACGUAAUCAUCGAGAAAUCACUGGACAACUGGAACGAUGUGGCUGCGACGCGCGAGUUCCUGCCACCGAACGUCGAGAACAUGUUCUCCGCCAAGCAAGCGCUCCGGGACGUGGAAGAUGAGGACGAUGACGAUGAUCGGGAGUCGAUCGCGUCCCAGCUACGCAAGACACGCUCGAUCGAUGCCUCCUGUCUGGACAUGCGCUCGCUAGCGGACGUCGCUAAUGGAACGCUGCAGAUGCCGCGGGCAAAGUCGGAGUUUAACCUGAACAACGGUGGUGGCGGUACACUGCUCGGAGGUGGUGGCCACCAUCACCAUCACGCGAUGCUUAUGAUGGGUGGUGGCGGUGGAGGCGCACCCAGCAUGAUCGGAGGUGUUAGCAAUGGAAAACCGGACAUUUCACACUGGGAACGGCCCACGGUGAAGGCACUGUACGCGUACCUUUCGUCGGGUGAGAACCAGCUCAGUUUUCUCGAGGGCGACCGGAUUGCGCUGGUGGGCGAUCGAGCCAAGGGUUGGCAGUUUGGGGAGAACUUGCGCACGCAGAAGUUCGGUUGGUUCCCGAUCGCGUACGCUGAGACCGAGCGUGACGAUAAAGAGAGCAUCAGCGAGUGGGUGAAGGCACCACCAAGCGAGCUCGAGCUGGAACACACGCCAGACACAUCGCUCGAGAGCACGCUCGUCGACGACAGCCUGUCGAAGCUGACCGGAUCGUACCACGGUGGUGAGGACGCGUCUCCAACGCGCAUGUUUGGUGACACGAUCCAGUACCGCCAGUCGAAGCAGUUCCGCCGGUUGUCGCGCGGUGAGAAACCCCCAAAACCGGGUCCUCCACCACAGCUACCGGCACCGGUUCCGACACCAGUCGUGCCGAACAGCUACGGAGGUGGUAAGCAACAGCGUCACGAUGGUGCGCCCGGAUCCGGACCCGGUGGUAUUCCGCAAUCGAGCAGCUUUACAUCCGCCGGAGCACCACCGAUGGUGUCGGACAAACGCAAAUCGGGCUCGGCCACCAUGAACUACAGCAAGCCGCCUUCGAGCAGCAACUCGAAACCGAAGCGGCAGAGCAACGGUAUGGCCAGCGCGUCGCUUCACAGCAGCAACGAUAGUGGAUUUUCGAACGAACCACAACCCCAACCGGAAGUGGAUCUGUACUCCGACGAGGAACCGGUCAACCGGGUGCCGAUAAGAUCGGCCCGUUCGGAGAAGAACCUGCUGAACGACCAGUCGACGUUGGUCCGGUCGGGAGGCCGUGACGGAAGUGUUCCGUCUCCACGCUACCAUGACGAAGACGACAUCUACGGUACGAUUGUGCCGCCUCGAUCGCGCCAACAAAGCCAGAUGAUGAUGCGCCAGGCUAAUAGCUACGGUAACAUCGCCGAAAGCCACGCAGGAACACUCGAGUACGGGUAUCGAUCGCGUAAUCGCGUGCCCUCAGAUAGCCAGGCCAAUCAGAGCGACUCGCAGAAGAUCAAGCGCACAAAGUCGUUCUGGAAGUUCUCCAAAUCCGAAGAUCACAUCCUCGAGGGUAUGGCCAUGUGGAAACACAACGAUAUCAUACCGACCGGGCGUGAAAAGCGCGAGAUGGAGAAAAAGGAAGCCACGUUGAAGCGCAACAUGCGCAAGAAGGAGCAGCUGGAGAAACAGAAGCAGAAGGAAAUGAUCGCUGCCAAGGCGGAAGAGGAACAGCAACAGCAGCAGCAGCAGCAGCAACGGCGUAAGGACAAUUCGCGAGGCAACGGAAAUGGAAUGAUGAAUGAAAAUGAGAGCAACACGAGCACGUUGGUGCGCGGGAAUAAUCGAGAGUCACGUGAACGCGAUCGGGAACACCGGGAACCGAUGCGUGAACGGCCUCACAGCAUCGCGUUGAUGCCGGAACAAGAGAAGUUCCCGAUCACGAAGUCGGACAUCGAUAAGCGCAUCUCCAAAAUCGAUCAGGAGUUCCACCAACAGCAGCAACAGCAGCAGAAGAAAGCGAGCCGUGCCGGGCAGGAUGAUGAGCAACGUGGUGGACGAUCGGGACGUGAUCGUAGCGAUGGCGAUCGCAAGCAAUCGAAGUCCGGUGGAAAGAACGACACCAACAACAAUAACCGGCACAGCUACGCCGGCGAACACCUGCACCAUCAUCAGCAGGAGCAGGAGUUGUACGGUGAGGCGCCAAUGGGUCAUACGCAGGGAAAACCAGGCAAACACGAUAAGUACCGCACGACGGAGCGUGAAACGCACAAGAACCGAAACAACGACGCACUGAACAAGUACUACCAGGAUCAGACGUUCGAUGACUUCUCGAUCAUACCGGCCGAUUCGAUCAUGAUGCAGGACACGAGUUUCUACGAUGAUGACGGCAUGAUGGAUGACAUGAUGCUGAUGAAAACGGUGCGUCGCAAGGAGAUCCUGAAGCAGUACUACUCGAGUGGCACCGACACCGAACGCAACUCGUCCAGCUCGGACCCGUACGACUGCAUUGUGGUUGACGAUCAUCUGGUGGCGAAAGGACGCGAUCGUAAGGCGAAUGGGGAUGUCUCUAAAAUGCGCAUGAUGACGGACCGGCGUGGUGGCGAUAAGAAAGGCUCGGGUGUUCCAGACGACAAGAUGACGUUUUCCACGUUCCGUGGAGGCGCACCGGGUGGAAAUGGAGCCCGUGGUCGACCCGUGGAGGAUGACGAUGAUGAUGACACGAUGAUGGCGUCGAUGACGCUGGAUGAUGAGCUGAUGGAGGAUGAACAACCGCGACAGCAGCAACAGCAACAGCAGCAGAUGAUGCUGCAGACGCGCGAUCGACGCUCGAAACCGUGCAAGGAGUCAAAGUACGAAUCGGAACAGGAGCAACGCAUCAGCGCCAAGAUGCAGAGCAAUGGGCAGCAUCAGCAGCAGCAACAGCAGAAGCGCAAAUCCACCAAAUCGAUCGCAUCCGAUGGUAAGGCGUACGGGCCGUGGUAUGAUCUGUGGGGUGCGGACAGUUCCGUUCACAACCAGAAGCUGUAGAGGACCGUUAAGGAUCCCCAAAAAUCCCCGCUGAAUCGAUCUUUAACACGCGCGUAAAGAUCGCAUUUCAGCCGAUGCACAUUUUCCCGGACAAAACGCAGUCGCACCAAAACCGAACCAAUGCCACAACCAUUCCGCAUGGGCAGAAGAUGAUUACCAUUCCACGCAACCAUUCCCAAAUGCACGCAGCGGUGCUGUGCGAGAACAUAUUUUAGUCGUUAGUCGGUAUUUGAACCGCGGUGGGCGCGUGGUUUUCCAUUUACACACCUCAAACCUCAGAACACAGCGCUUAGCCCGGUAGGUAGGCCUUAGGUUAGCGUAAAUUGCCGUAGGAUAGUGUCCGUCCCAUCGCUUCCCGAGACCCGAGUCCCGAAGGAGUCCUUGCCAGGACGAGAAAAGCGCCCAUUCGGGUGCCAGUUGAUGUUAUUUCAUUGCGCAUUGUUUCGUUGGUUUUUUUUUUUCGAAUAGUGUUAUAUUUUCUAUCUCUUACACGUCUCUCCCUGCGUUUGCAUAUAUUAUCAAAUUUUAUUUCUGGUUACGGGAUGUACUCACAUGGUUAUGCUGUAUUAAUGUGUUUUGUUUUGAUAUUGCUCCGUUUUUACAUCGGCUCGUGGACCCGUGGUUUUUUCUUCAGUUAAUCGCUCCACGCGUCCAGUCAGUAUUUGUUUAUUAACCACUUUUUCGGAAACGAGUACGAAGGAUGAUUUCCGCACAAAUAUCAACGUAGCAAGUAGCGAGGCAACGGGCGCGUCGGACCAACAGUGGACCGUUUGUGCCGGUUUUUCUCGGAACACACUAGGAUAAGGUUUUGUAUUUUUACCCCAACAGAAGUUAAUGUGCCAAUAGUGAGCGAAAUGUUCGCAGGAGAAGGACGCUGGAUGCUGAGGUCGACGUCGAUGCGGUUUAAAAUGGCCAGCACCUCGGGGUUGGGAUGCGAAAAGGAGAGAGAGCGCUGCAGGGCGUGGUUAUGCGGUUAUUCUUAAGAGUACACUAGCCUAGCAUGAUAGUCAUGGUCGACGACACCAUUGAAACACGAGUAAUUUAAACCUUCAAAUAGAUAUGCAUUGCAACGUGGAUGGUUCGGAUGGUAUUGAAAUGUUUUGUGUUUACAAAUUGUAUCAUCUAUUACCGUCAAUAAAAUUAUGUUAGUUA
Anopheles nili is the source of this 4764-nucleotide messenger RNA. RefSeq lists its product as uncharacterized. Gene Ontology annotation, biological process: positive regulation of actin filament polymerization; actin filament bundle assembly; actin crosslink formation. The transcript is spliced from 7 exons. Gene Ontology annotation, molecular function: protein binding. The coding region runs from base 1 to 3612 and encodes 1203 amino acids. Gene Ontology annotation, cellular component: cytosol; nucleoplasm. NCBI's taxonomy places the organism in Eukaryota, Metazoa, Arthropoda, Insecta, Diptera, Culicidae. The record is from RefSeq and is a predicted model, not a curated record.